UAACAUUGCUAUUGUAGGCAUUUCAUGUUCCGAUUUUUCAAGACACUUUACCAGUCAGAUGUGUAGCUUUGGUGUGAACGGACAUAGUUGUUUCUUGUGGUGAAACGUUAUUUGUAUGUGUGGCAUUUUCAAAUUUGUCGGAAAGGAUAAGUGAAGGAUAUAAAUUAGAAAAAUUUUGUGCUAACCGCACAUACUCGUAUACAAAUAUACACAACGAAGGAUACACAACAGGCAGUUCCAAAAGCGAAAGGGAAUAACAUAUCUGUGCCGAAAGACAUCAGAAAAGGCAAUUUCGGAUACCAGCAUUUAGUGGUCGAACCGAUAAUUUUCUAGUUGCUAACACCAAUCAAAACCGCCAAAAUGUUCAUCCCAGUUGCCCAAUCGGCCUUUAGGGCUUUGAGACAAUCUACGCCUCGUGUUCGAAUCUUUCUCAUCAACAAAAAUGCCUACUCUAGUCAGGUUGAAUACAAACCCAUACGCUCGGUGCUGGUCGCCAAUCGCGGUGAGAUCGCCAUCCGUGUCUUCCGUGCUUGUACAGAGCUGGGUAUAAAAUCGGUGGCCAUCUAUUCGGAACAGGACAAAAUGCAUAUGCAUCGUCAGAAAGCUGAUGAGUCGUAUAUUGUCGGCAAAGGAUUGCCCCCCGUUGAAGCCUAUCUGAACAUUCCAGAGAUUAUACGUGUGUGCAAAGAGAAUGAUGUGGAUGCUGUGCAUCCUGGUUAUGGUUUCCUCUCGGAGCGUAGCGACUUUGCGCAAGCUGUCAUUGAUGCUGGCCUCCGUUUUAUUGGGCCCACACCGAAAGUGGUACAACAGAUGGGUGAUAAGGUGGCGGCACGUAUUGCAGCCAUCGAAGCGGGUGUACCAAUUGUGCCCGGUACUGAUGGGCCCGUCACAACGAAAGAAGAGGCUGUGGAUUUCUGCAAGAAACAUGGUUUGCCAGUGAUCUUUAAGGCUGCCUAUGGUGGUGGUGGCCGUGGUAUGCGUGUCGUGCGUAAAAUGGAUGAAGUCGAAGAGAUGUUUGAACGUGCCAGUUCGGAGGCGAAGGCCGCUUUCGGCAAUGGUGCUAUGUUUAUUGAAAAGUUCAUUGAACGGCCGCGUCACAUUGAGGUACAACUGCUUGGCGACAAGGCGGGCAAUAUUGUGCAUUUGUAUGAGCGCGACUGUUCGGUGCAGCGACGUCAUCAGAAAGUAGUCGAGAUAGCACCUGCGCCGCGCCUACCGCAAGAGACGCGCGAUAAAAUGACCGAGGCAGCGGUACGUCUGGCCAAGCAUGUGGGCUACGAAAACGCCGGUACAGUCGAGUUCCUCUGCGACGAAUCGGGCAACUUCUACUUCAUCGAAGUGAAUGCCAGAUUACAAGUGGAGCACACCGUAACCGAGGAGAUUACCGGCAUCGAUUUGGUGCAAUCACAAAUUCGCGUUGCCGAAGGCAUGACUCUGCCCGAACUUGGCUACACUCAGGAUAAUAUACAACCACGCGGUUACGCCAUUCAAUGUCGCGUCACGACCGAAGAUCCAGCGAAUGACUUCCAACCCAGCACCGGUCGUCUGGAGGUAUUCCGCUCCGGUGAGGGUAUGGGUAUACGUGUCGAUAGUGCUUCUGGUUUUGCAGGUGCCAUCAUCUCGCCCUACUAUGAUUCGCUACUCGUGAAAAUUAUCUCGCAUGCGAGCGACUUACAAAGUUCGGCAGCUAAAAUGAAUCGUGCUCUUCGUGAAUUCCGUAUACGUGGUGUGAAAACGAACAUACCUUUCCUGUUGAACGUUUUGGAAAAUCAGAAAUUCUUGCAUGGUGUCUUGGACACCUACUUCAUCGAUGAACAUCCGCAACUCUUCAAAUUCCGCAUCUCUCAAAAUCGUGCACAGAAAUUGCUUAACUACAUUGGUGAAGUGCUCGUCAAUGGUCCACAAACGCCGUUGGCAACCAAUUUGAAGCCAGCAGAGGUUUCACCACAUGUACCGGAAGUACCACUAGACCUGUCUCCCGAGGCAAUUAGCCGUGAAGAGCGCGGGGAAGCCAAAGUCACCGAACCACCAAAGGGCCUCCGUCAUAUACUCAAAUCGCAGGGUCCCGAAGCAUUUGCUAAGGAAGUGCGCAGCCGUAAGAACCUCAUGCUGAUGGAUACAUCGUUCCGUGAUGCGCAUCAGUCGUUGUUGGCGACACGUGUGCGUUCCCAUGACCUGCUAAAGAUAUCACCGUAUGUUGCACACAAAUUCCAUAAUCUCUAUUCACUGGAGAAUUGGGGUGGCGCCACUUUCGAUGUUGCAUUGCGUUUCCUACACGAAUGUCCUUGGGAACGUUUGGAAGAAAUGCGUAAGCGUAUACCAAAUAUUCCAUUCCAGAUGUUGUUGCGUGGUGCGAAUGCUGUCGGCUACACAAGUUAUCCAGACAAUGUGGUUUAUAAGUUCUGUGAACUGGCGGUCCAAACCGGCAUGGAUAUUUUCCGCGUUUUCGAUUCCUUGAACUAUUUGCCCAAUUUGAUUCUGGGUAUGGAAGCUGCUGGCAAAGCUGGUGGUGUCGUUGAGGCGGCUAUUUCCUACACUGGCGAUGUCAGUGAUCCUACACGCACCAAGUACGAUCUGAAGUACUACACCAAUCUAGCCGAUGAGCUGGUGAAGGCAGGCACUCACGUACUUUGUAUCAAAGAUAUGGCUGGCUUGUUGAAACCACAAGCGGCUAAACUUCUUAUCACCGCCAUUCGCGAUAAGCAUCCCGACAUACCUAUUCACAUUCAUACGCACGACACCUCAGGCGCCGGUGUUGCUUCCAUGCUCGCCUGUGCGGAAGCUGGUGCCGAUGUUGUGGACACAGCUGUCGAUUCUAUGGCCGGCAUGACCUCACAGCCCAGUAUGGGCGCUGUGGUUGCUUCAUUACAAGGCACACCGCUCGAUACACAAUUUGAAUUGCGCGAUGUCUCAGAAUAUUCCGCUUACUGGGAGCAGACGCGUACGCUAUAUGCGCCAUUCGAAUGCACCACCACCAUGAAAUCAGGCAACGCUGAUGUGUAUCUGAACGAAAUACCCGGCGGUCAAUAUACCAAUUUGCAAUUCCAAGCAUUCUCGCUGGGUUUGGGCGAUUUCUUUGAAGAUGUAAAGAAGGCUUACCGUGAGGCAAACUUGUUGUUGGGUGACAUUAUUAAGGUGACACCAUCGUCCAAGGUUGUUGGUGAUUUAGCACAAUUUAUGGUCCAAAAUAAAUUGAAUGCUGAGCAAGUGCUUGAUAAGGCUGAGGAAUUGUCAUUCCCCAAGUCGGUGGUGGAAUUCCUACAGGGCUCAAUCGGUAUACCGCAUGGUGGUUUUCCUGAACCAUUACGUUCACGUGUACUCAAGGAUAUGCCUCGGGUUGAAGGACGUCCUGGCGCCAAUUUGCCAGCGCUGGACUUUGAUAAGCUUAAAAAUGAUCUGAAAGAAUCUCAUCCACAUAUUAGUGAUCGCGAUGUUAUGUCGGCGGCGCUUUAUCCCGCUGUAACUGAAGAUUUCAUCUACUUCCGUGAUAAUUACGGACCAGUCGAUAAGCUAGAUACACGUAUUUUCCUCACUGGGCCAAAAGUUGGUGAAGAAUUCGAAGUCGCCAUUGAACGUGGUAAGACAUUAAGCUUGAAGACCCUGGCAAUGGCUGAAGAUCUGACACCAAAUGGUGAACGUGAGGUGUUCUUCGAGAUGAACGGACAAUUGCGCUCCGUGUUAAUACGCGACAAGGAAGCGGUGAAGGAACUUCAUAUCCAUCCUAAGGCGAACAAGUCAAACAAAAACGAAGUGGGUGCACCAAUGCCCGGCACAGUGAUUGAUAUUCGUGUAAAGGAGGGCGAUACAGUUGAAAAAGGUCAACCAUUGGUUGUGCUCUCGGCCAUGAAAAUGGAAAUGAUUGUACAGGCUCCAAAAGCAGGUGUGGUAAAGAAGCUGGAGAUCAUCAACGGCAUGAAAUUGGAAGGCGACGACUUGAUAAUGCAGAUCGAGUAAAAGCCUCUUUUCACAACAAACAGCUGAACUGCAUAAAUGCAAGCUCUCAAAAUUAAUGCUUAGACCGGCUUUGUACCGAAAAUUAUUUCUUUGAGAUUUGGUUGGUCACAAAGCAUAAAGUAUGAAAAUAAAUACAUAAAGUAAAAAAUUAGCUUAAAAAUAUAUAUGUAAAUGUGAGUGUAUAAAAUCCAAAAUGUACCAAAUAGUGAUGAUAUUUGUAGUAAAUUAAGAAUGGAAGUUAUACAUUCAUGUGAACAUUCAAAAUGCAUAACGAAGAUACUUACAUAUAUAUAUACACAUAUGAACUUAUAAAUAUGUACAAUAUUUACAAACUUACUACAUAUGCGGCCAAAAUGAAAUGUCUCAGAGGAUUAACUUGGCUGUUCGCUAUACAAAAACUGACAUUGUCAAUUUAAAUAGAAAAUAUAAUGUGCACAUAGAUAUGUAUGCAAGCAUACUCGUACAAAACAUACUUAAGAACAUUUGACACUCAUUCGACACUCCAUUUUAGAGUUGGAACUUUUGUACCUUCAUAGUGAAUUUAUAUGUACAUAUGUAUAGCGGAAAAAAUUAAUAUUGUUAUUACUACUAUCGAAGAGAGAGUGUACAAAUUGUUGUCACAGCAACGAGCACACAUCCUAACAGACGCUUUUUUGUUUUUGCUUUUUGUUCUUUUUUUAAAUACGAAACAACUUUUUACGCACAACCCACUGACAUGUCAACCCACUGCGCAGUUCUCUUAGGGUUCAAAUGUGUUGGUGUUUUUGCGCUCAGUUAAGUCAAAGCGCAUACAAAUAAGUAUCUACACUCGUAUAUGGAUUUAAAAACACAAGAACAUGUGAAUCUUCGUACAUUUGAAUGAAAAACCCCAAAUAUACAUACAUAUAUUUUAUAAGUGUUAUAACGGUUUCCUUACUUUUUUUAUAUACAUACGUAGUAUGUGUUAAGUUUAGAAUUAUAGUAGUGAGCGACAUAUUUUUAUAUAAAAACUCUUUUGUUUAUUUAAUUGCUUUUUAUACCCUUUCGAUUAAGUUUCCUUUAAAACGAGUUAAAUUAUGUAAUGACUUAUGAGAGAACAAAAGUGUUUAUUUAAAUGGAGCAUUCUUCCUGUAAUGUAUAAAAUGUGUAUGUUGGCAAGUUAAUAAAGAAAUGUUUAAUAAACUUUAAAAA
Anastrepha obliqua is the source of this 5124-nucleotide messenger RNA. It is a transcript of the gene PCB, whose product is annotated as pyruvate carboxylase, mitochondrial. Gene Ontology annotation, biological process: gluconeogenesis; pyruvate metabolic process. Gene Ontology annotation, molecular function: pyruvate carboxylase activity; metal ion binding; ATP binding. The record is from RefSeq and is a predicted model, not a curated record. Gene Ontology annotation, cellular component: cytoplasm. The coding region runs from base 361 to 3954 and encodes 1197 amino acids. The transcript is spliced from 11 exons. Lineage: Eukaryota; Metazoa; Arthropoda; Insecta; Diptera; Tephritidae.